CACAAAUUUCGACAAUUUUAGUGAUAACGAUUUGAAAUUCAAAUUUUCAAAUUCAAUUUCAAAAUUUUUUUAAUUCAGUGUCCUUAAGUUCAAUAAAUAAUUAUGCUAUAUGGUAUUUGCUAUUUGCAACCAUUCGUGCGUGAUACUAUCGUAAUAUUCGAAUAAAAAGUUUUCAUUCUACUCCGGUGUCACCUGUAAACGACUAAGCGGUACGGAAGACCAAUUUUUUUUCAACAACAAAAUGGACAUCAGUUUUGUUUUGACUCAAGUUGAAGAUUUAUCCGAUGCACUGGCAAUUCUGGAAGGACAAUACAACGAUCCCGAUGAUGAAAUUGAAGACAAGUGUAUGGAUUUGUUUACAAAUCUCGGAGCAGUCAAGGAAUCCAUGGACGCGUUGCGAAAUGUGUUUGCAAAAAUUAAAGAACAACAUCAGAUUUCGUUGGAGAAAAUCAGCGAACUCGAGAAUUUACAAAAGCGUAGUUGUUACAUCCGAAAUAACUGUCCGAAAGUGCUGAAUUCUACUCAUGUAGAAAACAACAAAACGUUCUGCAGCAGCAUUAAUGACACCGCCACCACUCAAAAUACCAUAUCGCCGAUUCCGAGCAGCUGGAGUCACUUGGAAACUCCUGUAGCCAAGUCCAAUUCGAGCUCUGAUAAAACGAAACAAGAAAUUCAGAGCGUCAAAUGUCGCAGUAUAGCUCACGUUACUGAAGAAGAAUUUGACUCCGUUCCCAAGUACAUGAAAGGUCGAUUAAAUGUCGGAGCGUUGAACAAAUUGAUCGAUUGUUUCAACACUGUUUUCAAGAAAAAGUACGACACCGUCAGGCAAGCGAAAAAAACCGUAAAAUCUAAAGAUAUGGAAUACUACUGCGAUUGGAAAAGAGAAGAAAACACCGAGCCUAAAGGUACUUUUUUCAUUACCGGCAAGGAUCUAACUACUUUUGGUGAUACUAAAUUAGAUAAAGGUAUGUUGAACAUGAUCACCAUCCUGAGACAUCUGAAGAGAGUUAAAGAGAGCCGCCAAGUCAACGGACCCGUACAUUACGUAUUACUAUGAACUUACAUACUAUUUUUAAUUCGAUUCCAUUAUAAUGUAAAAAUUAUUCAUUUCGUGAUACAUAAAUGAAAUUGCAUUUAUAAGAUAACUUAAUCCAUAUUUAAUGAGAAAGAACGUAGGUAAAUCUUUUCUCGAUGUUAUUCAUCGGAGGAUGUGAUUCGCUGAGCUUACGAGUUGGUUGGCGUCUCUACGCAUUUGCAUCCUCGAUGGAACAGUUUUCGUCGCAUUACACGUGUACAAUACAACUAAUCGAAAAUUAUCAAUUAAAUAUUUUAGGCGCAAAAGCUUUAUUUGAAUAAAACAAGUUUACAUCGUUUCUAAAAACAAUAAUCUUUGAUGAUAUUCGUGAAACAUUUCAAUGACAAAAACUCACAAGUAUCAUCAGUAAAAACGAAAAAACGUACAAAAUUAGGACCAUGUGUACAAAACGAAGUAAGCGGUAAUGCUGAAUGGUUUUUCCCUCUGAUUUUCAAAGUUACAUAUAAUUAUUUGGUACAUAUUUUAUUGCGUAACAAAAUCUUGAGCUGUAUCUGAAGGCAAAUUCUCAUUUCGGUUGAACGUAAAGAUUGGA
Planococcus citri (citrus mealybug) is the source of this 1628-nucleotide messenger RNA. Its product is annotated as spindle and kinetochore-associated protein 1-like. The record is from RefSeq and is a predicted model, not a curated record. Gene Ontology annotation, biological process: chromosome segregation; cell division; mitotic cell cycle. Lineage: Eukaryota; Metazoa; Arthropoda; Insecta; Hemiptera; Pseudococcidae. The coding region runs from base 242 to 1057 and encodes 271 amino acids. Gene Ontology annotation, molecular function: microtubule binding. The transcript has 5 exons. Gene Ontology annotation, cellular component: outer kinetochore; mitotic spindle; spindle microtubule.